AUGGCAGAGGAAACCCAGAACAAGUAUGAAACCCCUCAGAGCAGUGAGGUCGAGGUCCAGGAUCGUGGAGUUUUUGACUUUCUCGGUAAGAAAAAGGAAGAGGAGAAGCCUCAGGAGGAGGUGAUCGUCACCGAGUUUCAAAAGGUGACAGUGUCAGAGGAGAAGAAGGAAGAAGAAGGAGAGAAGAAACACAGCCUCUUAGAAAAGCUUCAUCGAUCUGAUAGCAGCUCUAGUUCUUCAAGUGAGGAGGAAGGAGAAGAUGGGGAGAAAAAGAAGAAAAAGAAAAAGGAAAAGAAGAAGAUCGAGGGUGGUCAUCACAAGGAGGAGGACACAAGUGUUCCAGUUGAGAAAGUUGAGGUUGUCGAAACAGUACAGUUAGAUGAAAAGAAGGGGUUCCUGGACAAGAUUAAGGAGAAGCUACCAGGGCACAAGAAGACAGAGGAGGCCACACCUCCUCCUCCUCCUCCUCCGGCACAUGCUGCUGCAUCAUCAGAACAUGGUGAGGGUGUUCAUCACGAAGGAGAGGCGAAGGAGAAGAAAGGUAUCUUGGAGAAGAUAAAGGAGAAGCUUCCUGGUUACCACCCCAAGACAGAGGAGGAGAAAGAAAAGGAGAGUGGUGCUCACUGA
Messenger RNA from Sphenostylis stenocarpa, 627 nucleotides. The record is from the annotation of a GenBank genome assembly. Lineage: Eukaryota; Viridiplantae; Streptophyta; Magnoliopsida; Fabales; Fabaceae.